Molecule: messenger RNA, 4280 nt
Organism: Gambusia affinis (western mosquitofish)
Lineage: Eukaryota; Metazoa; Chordata; Actinopteri; Cyprinodontiformes; Poeciliidae
Product: obscurin-like
Exons: 14
Coding region: 1885-3363 (492 amino acids)
Biological process (GO): cell surface receptor signaling pathway
Molecular function (GO): transmembrane signaling receptor activity
Source: RefSeq, a predicted model, not a curated record
CGUGGUCGCGCAUCUCUGAAAUUCUGUAACUCUGCGCGGAUCGCGCGCGCUGCCUUUCACUCAAACUGGACUGUUUGGAAAGUGAUGUUGCAGAGAAGGUCCCCGUGCUCUGCUAUUCACAUGAUAAAGACUUACUUUCAGAGAAUACGGAGGAACGGGAUCCAACGUAAACGUCAAACGUCACGCUGCUCGUUCGGCUCACGCGCGCUUAACUCAAAGCUUUCAAGAGUAUAGGUGGAAGAAACACCACAAGAUAGCAGUUUUAUCAGAUAUAAUCUAAUUGAUUUCUGUCAAAGAUGUCGUAUCUCUUUAAUCUUCUUCCUUUUUCUUUCUCCAGUGUGACCCUCUAAAUUGUUCACAACUUAAAAGAAUUGACUUCAAUGAUGUCGGCUGUUGUGCCCAAAAGGCCACGCUUGUAAACCCAUCAAAUUCAAAGUAGUGCACUCCUUCUUUUGCUCUGUUUGUCACUGUAGCAGGAUGAAGCCCCAGGAUUGAGGACACCUGGCACCUAAUUACCUUAGUGGGUGUGAGCAUAAAGGCAGACUCCCUGGCCUGCUCUCUUCAUGCCUGCACUUGGGUCACACUUCAGUUGAAUGUCUGCUUGGUUAACUUGCAGUGGUCAAACUCAAAAUUCUGAAAUGAAGCUGCCUGAAGCCUCCUGUUUGUACUGGGAUGUGGCAGUAAUUUACCCUUCCCAGUGCAACUUGGCAACAUAAAACGGGUAUGUAUCUUUAUUGCAUUGCACCCAUACAGUUAAACAUCACAAAACGACAAUUAUCUGUACAUUGCAUGUAUUGACAAGUGGAUCCUCCUGCUGUUGGGCCAGAAGGGGCUCUCUGGUGGAGGUGGAGUCAUCCAGCUCUGGUAGGUGACCAUGGUUUCCUCUGCCUUGUGCCAUGUUUCUAAAAAUCACCUAUUAAUCUAACUUAAUUUCAGGUCUAAAGCUGCUGCAGAUUGCUGGAAGCCCUGUUGCUUUGUUUCUGCUUUGUGUGGCCUCUGGCUUUGCUGUGUUUAACUGCUGUGGUUUUUAUCCCUCUUAAUCAAACCAUUGACUUUAAUAACUGGAUGUAUCAGAGGGUAACCUCAUUUUAGCACCCAUGUCUAAAUUGUAGUUUACUUCUCUCUUUUUUUUUUUUUUUUUUUUUUUGUAUUUGCUUUGUUUAACCCCACCCUUUUGUUGCUGGGAGCUGAAGGCUGUGGGGGGCGUCCAGAGGGACUGGACCAUUGUGCUGUGCGAGUGACCAGUGUGCUGUGCGAGUGACCGGUGUUGGGAUUUCUUCACGAUUGAAUGUCUAUUCACAAGUGCUUGGGGUGAUUUAUUUUGAUUUAUUAAUUUGUUUUAGGACCAGUUCCCACAUUUGGACUGCCCUCCCCUGCUGGUAGGCCCCAGUACUGUGCACUUCCCUUCCUAAUGUGCUCCUUGAAUUUUACUGGUUUUUAAAAAGAGAAACAAUAAAAUUAACUAUUUUGUAAUUAAAGGAAGUCUUGUUCUCAUUGGGUACGAACCUAUCUAUUUCCUUGGGUGCAAUUCCCAAGGUGGUGUUGUUGACUUACCCUGCUUUGAAGGGCCGAGUAGCAGCUUCAUCCACUAGUGUUGCCACAUCACCAUGACUCUACCUAUAGACCACAGCACCAUGAAAGCUGUCAUAGAUUACAUCCAUGUUUCAGACCUCACACGUAACGUCACCAAGCUACGAGGGCGGCGGACAGGAAGUAUAAAUAUAUUGAGUAACUGCUGCGGUCAAAGCUGCUGCAUUUUAAAACUCUGAGUGAUGGGAAGGAAAUGCGUACGCUGUUCUGAAGAAGAAGAGUACUUGAAACUUCUCUUUUUUUCACAAGCUAGAAGGCUUCCUGGUUGUAGUUGUUCAGCAGGUUGAGACGAGGAUGGGACACGCUUGGCUUUACGUGCUAUUCUUGUUCGGUUCAGUCAUCAGUGGAUUCGCUCAAGUUUCCAAUCGAGCCACUGUGACCCUGAGUUCAAACUGGCCUCUGAUAUACAAAGGUGAGAAUAUUUAUCUCCGGUGUGAGAUCCCAGGAGGAGAAGGAAUAAGGUGGACAUAUGAAUGGAGACCAACCAGGUUAAAUGAAGCUCAAACAUCCAAGGAACACUUUUUCGUACAUUCAGCUGGUGAGUCUGAUAGUGGAGGAUACAGCUGCAGAGGAAGAAGUGAAAAAGGCUCAACAGACUGGAGCGAUGUUGUCGUGUUAACUGUGUAUCAACUCUCUGUGUUUCCAUCUUGGUUGAGUCCUGGAGCCUCAGUGACUCUGAGCUGUGAGGUUGAACAUCCACCUGCAGGAACCAGGUUCUUCUGGUAUAAAGCUGUUUAUAAUCCAUCAAGCAGAUUCUACAGCUAUGAGCUGCUGCCUGGCAGCUCUGAUGGGACUGAAGAGAAUUUCUACAUUGUUCAUGGACUCAGUAAUACAGCAGGUUAUGUGUGUGAAGCAGGAAAUGGAAAACCAGAAUACAGAGAUCCAAGUUUUGUCUGGUCAGCAGAUCCUCGUCCAGCAGCUUCUCUCUCAGUGAAUCCUGACAGAGUUCAACACUUCAGCUCUGACUCUGUGUCUCUGAGCUGUGAGGGAAACUCUGAUGAGUGGAGAGUGAUGAGGAUUACAGAAAGAGGCCACCUGUUAGACUGCUCCUCCUGGGGGAAAAUGACUGGAUCUACAUGCACCAUUAAACCAUUUCUGUUGAAUAGUGGAGUGUUCUGGUGUGAGUCUGGAUCAGGAGAGUUCAGCAAUGCAGUGAACGUCACUGUACAGGACAGUCUUUUUUUAAAUACAAUCCUGGUGAGCCCUGUUCAUCCUGUGACUGAAGGAGAUCCUGUUACUCUGAGCUGCAGAGAUAAAAAUCAAAAUCUUCUCUCCAAUGUGUUUUUCUAUCACAAUGAUAAACUCAUCCAGAAUGACAGCAGAGAGGAGCUGAAUAUCUCUGCAGUGUCAAAGUCAGAUGAAGGUUUCUACAAAUGUCAACAUUCAGGAAGAGAGUCACCAAGCAGCUGGAUGUCUGUUAGAGUAACUGAAUCCAGUCCUGUCAGCUCUUCAUUUCCUGUGAUGAUCGUUGGACCAGUUGUUGGAGUCGUUCUCUUUAUUCUCGUUAUUCUCCUGCUGUCAUGGUGGCGAUGCAGUCGGUCCAAAAAUUCAUGGUGCAUCAGGUCAGAGGGCAGCAGUCAGAGCUCCUCCACAAAUCAAGAACCCAACCAGAGAGAGAGUCAAGUUUACAGCUCUCUGCUACACGGUGAUACUUCUGAGUAUGAAACAAUCCAGCCAACCUCUAGCAAUAGGAGGCCUGUUAACCCAGAGGACAAUCACAUUUACACAAAUAUGACCAACAGACAACACAGAAUCCAAAAAGAGUCACUGUAGUGAAAAGAAAACAAAAAGGAAAGUGGAGUCCUGCUGCAGUUUAUUCUGAAAUCAGAUCAAGAAAGUUUACAGAAAUGAAUGUUAACUUUCUGGUGGUUCAGAUUGAAAUGAACUGAGUUUUUUUAUUAUUAUUGGAACAUAAAAAAAUCCCACAUCCUCAAAAGUUUCUAACAAAAAUCUGUGAAGGAAGACGAGCUAGCAGACAUUUAAUGAUGCAAGUAGCUCUGCAAUACAAACACAAACAUGUACAGAAAUUGGAAAAGAUACAAUUUAAAGUUUUGUGUGGACUGAAAUCACUUGGCUCAGGUUUUAUUUUAAAAUAACAGUAAGUCCUUUAAAAAUGCAGCAAUUCUCAUGUUUAUUGUUCUCUGAGCAAGAAAAUUCAUUUCUAUGUUUUGUGCAAAGAUAUUAUAUUAUUAGCAUUGUUUAUUUUAUUUGCAUGCAGAAAAAAGAACAUAUUACUUACAUGUAAAAAUAUUUGUGUGUAUUUUUAUUUUUUGACCAUUUUUAGCUCCAUACUUCUUGUUUUAUCAGGACUUAUUUUGUAACGUGUAUAUUUCUCCAUGUAUUGUUGUUGCAUCUCUUCCAUUUAAUUACAAACCCACUGGAUGCAUGUUUUUUACAUGUGAAAUGCAAAAACAUACACAAACAACAACUUAAGAAAGCCAUGACACUUUGAUAUUUUCCAUUUUAUUACACCUGGCAUACAUGUAAGGAGUCAUCAUGCUAAAUAAAGGCAUGUAAACAUGUUUACUGAUUAUGUUUAAUUGAUAUUUAUUGUAAUUAUAUGCUGAAUGUAUUAUUUUUUAAAAAAAAAGAAAAAUGUAACUUUUCUUAUUCAGUCAGGCUUUAUAUUAUUUCCACGUUUGGUAGAUUUAGAUAUUUUUCUACACCCAAAAAUUUUCUUGUAAAAUGAU